UGUCGUCCCCUUCUCGCCAGUAGGAGCGGCCGGGUUCCGCCUAGCAGCCUCUCACCGCGCUCAGGGAAAGCUUUUCUUCUCCCAGCGAGCAGACUCCUCGCCCGCCUGCCCCCUUGCCUGCGAACACCCGAUACUCCAGUCUGAAGAAAGAAAAAAAAAAAAAAAAAAAAAACGAGAGACCCCCGCACUGUGACGGCGGCGAGAGAAGGACUCCUUCCUGCGUCGUGCUUCCGUCCCUAACCCGGCUUCUGGUUCGCUUGGACAUCUUUUUUUUCAGGUCGCUUGACAGUUUUCUUUCUCUCCCCCCCCCCCCGUUUUUUUUCUUUUUCUUUGGUCACCGACAUGGUCGACUAUCACGCCGCCAACAACCAGUACUCGUACGGCGGGCCGCAGACCUACAUGGAGCAGGAGAACGACUGGGACCGGGACUUGCUGCUCGACCCGGCAUGGGAGAAACAGCAGAGGAAGACGUUCACGGCGUGGUGCAACUCCCACCUGCGCAAGGCCGGCACACAGAUCGAAAACAUAGAGGAGGACUUCAGAGAUGGACUCAAGCUCAUGUUGCUUCUGGAGGUCAUCUCAGGUGAGCGGUUACCCAAGCCUGAGCGAGGCAAGAUGAGGGUGCACAAGAUCAACAAUGUCAACAAAGCUCUGGACUUCAUUGCCAGCAAGGGAGUCAAAUUGGUCUCCAUCGGAGCAGAAGAAAUCGUGGACGGAAAUGCCAAGAUGACCCUGGGAAUGAUCUGGACCAUCAUCCUCCGCUUUGCUAUCCAGGACAUCUCUGUUGAAGAGACAUCGGCAAAGGAGGGUCUUCUGUUGUGGUGCCAGAGGAAGACCGCUCCCUAUAAGAAUGUAAACGUGCAGAACUUCCACAUUAGCUGGAAGGACGGCCUUGCUUUCAACGCUCUGAUCCACAGACAUAGACCGGAACUCAUUGACUACGACAAGCUCAGAAAGGAUGACGCAGUGACCAAUCUCAACAAUGCCUUUGAGGUGGCCGAGAAGUACCUGGACAUCCCCAAGAUGUUGGAUGCAGAAGACAUCGUGGGCACGCUGCGGCCUGACGAAAAGGCCAUUAUGACCUAUGUGUCCUGCUUCUAUCACGCCUUCUCUGGUGCACAGAAGGCUGAGACCGCUGCCAAUCGCAUCUGCAAAGUACUGGCGGUCAACCAGGAGAACGAGCACCUGAUGCAGGAGUACGAGAAACUGGCCAGUGACCUCCUGGAGUGGAUCCGUCGCACCAUUCCAUGGCUGGAGAACAGAAAUCCCGAGAAGACCAUGGCUGAGAUGCAGCAGAAGCUGGAGGACUUCAGGGACUACCGCCGUGUCCACAAGCCACCAAAGGUCCAAGAGAAGUGUCAGCUGGAGAUCAAUUUCAACACGCUACAGACCAAACUGAGACUGGGUGGCAGACCUGCCUUCAUGCCGUCAGAGGGACACAUGGUGGCUGAUAUCAACAGAGCGUGGCACACUCUAGAGGGUGCGGAGAAGGGCUACGAGGAAUGGCUCCUCAAUGAGAUCCGACGUCUUGAGAGACUGGAUCACUUGGCUGAGAAGUUCCGCCAGAAGGCCUCCAUUCAUGAAUCCUGGACUGAUGGCAAGGAGGCCAUGCUGACUCAGAGAGACUACGAGACGGCUUCGCUGUCAGAGGUGAAGGCCCUGCUCCGGAAACACGAGGCCUUCGACAGUGACCUGGCUGCCCAUCAGGACCGAGUGGAGCAGAUCGCUGCCAUCGCGCAGGAACUCAAUGAGCUGGACUACUACGACGCACCCAACGUCAACGCUCGCUGCCAAAAGAUCUGCGAGCAGUGGGACAGCCUCGGAGAACUCACCCAGAAGCGCAGGGACUCACUUCAGAAAACUGAGAAACUGCUGGAGUCCAUCGAUGAGCUCUACCUGGAGUACGCCAAGCGGGCAGCGCCCUUCAACAACUGGAUGGAGGGGGCCAUGGAGGACCUGCAGGACAUGUUCAUUGUCCACAACAUAGAGGAGAUCGAGAGUCUGAUGCGUGCCCACGAGCAGUUCAAGUCCACUCUGCCUGAGGCCAACAAGGAGCGUGAGGCCAUCCAGGCCAUCCACAGUGAGGUGCAGAAGAUCGCCCAGCACAAUGGCAUUAAGCUGAGCGGAACCAACCAGUACACCACCAUCACGCCACAGAGCAUCGACAGCAAAUGGGAUCAGGCACAGAAGCUGGUACCUCAGCGUGACCGGGCUCUGCAGGAGGAGCUUCGCAAGCAGCAGUCCAAUGACAAACUGAGACGCAACUUUGCCGAGCAAGCCAACGUGGUGGGACCCUGGAUACAAAACAAAAUGGAGGAAAUUGGCACGAUAUCCAUUGAGAUGAUAGGCACUCUGGAGGACCAGCUGACCAACCUGAAGGAGUAUGAGCGCAGCAUUGUGGACUACAAGCCCAACAUUGACCAGUUGGAGGGCGUCCAUAAGCUCAUCCAGGAGGCCCUCAUCUUUGACAACACGUACACGCCCUACUCCAUGGAGCACAUCCGCGUGGGCUGGGAGCAGCUGCUCACCACCAUCGCCAGGACCAUCAACGAGAUUGAGAACCAGAUCCUGACACGCGAUGCCAAGGGCAUCAGCCAGGAGGAGCUGUACGAGUACCGUGCCUCCUUCAACCACUUUGACAAGGACCAUAGUGGAGCCCUCAUGGCUGAAGAGUUCAAGGCCUGUUUGAUCAGUCUGGGCUACGACGUGGAGAACGACAAGCAGAAGCGUUCGGGACAAAUGGUGGCAGAGGAUUACCGGGCUCUGCUCAUUUCUACAGGAAACAGCCUGGGCGACGCCGAGUUUGCCCGCAUCAUGGGCAUUGUGGAUCCCAACAACACUGGCACGGUCACCUUCCAGGCUUUCAUCGACUUCAUGUCCCGAGAGACCACAGACACAGACACGGCAGACCAGGUCAUCGCCUCCUUCAAGAUCCUGGCCGCAGAUAAGAACUUCAUCACCGCCGACGAGCUGAGGCGGGAGCUGCCCCCCGACCAGGCCGAGUACUGCAUCGCCAGGAUGGCACCCUACUCGGGGCCCGACGCCAUCCCCGGCGCGCUCGACUACAUGUCCUUCUCCACCGCCCUGUACGGCGAGAGCGACCUGUAAGGGCGGCGGACUGUGCAGGGGCGAGGAUGAGGGGAAUGGGGGGGAGUCAUGUUGUAAGUCGAGCUUGAGGUGCCCCACGUGUGCCGGUUUGAAAGUGUUUGAGCGUGGCGAGUGAAGUGUAGUUUAUGGAAAAACGUCUAUUCGAUAUCCUUGAUAUCCAGCUUGAGGUCCGUGUACUAGUAUACUCUUUUACUCUAGUAAGACUAUUCAGCGCAGACUAUAGUGGAACGACUGUGUAAUAUUGGAAAUUAUUAGUAAUAUUUUUUUCCACUGCAAGUAACACUUUUGGCCUACUAUUAUGGAAUUAAACCUUACUAGUAAACUAUGAAAAGUCGUUUGAGCAUUUAUUCAAUAUCCUUGCUAUCCAGCUUAAGAUCCAUGUACGAGUGCACUCUUUCUUUGCUAGAAAGACAAUUCAGCGCACUAGUAGAAUGACUUUGUCUUACCAGUAAUGUUUUCACCAUUACGAGUGCCACUUGUGGCCUAGAUAUGACCUUAAACUGCAUAUGAAGGAUAUUGGAUAAAUGUUCUAACAGCUUAAUGAAAAGGUCCCUAUACGAGUAUGCACUAUUAAGACAAUUCAGCGCACUAGUAGAAUGACUUUGUCUUACCAGUAAUGUUUUCACCAUUACGAGUGCCACUUGUGGCCUAGAUAUGACCUUAAACUGCAUACGAAGGAUAUUGGAUAAAUGUUCUAACAGCUUUAUGAAAAGGUCCAUAUACGAGUAUGCAAUAUUAAGACAAUUCAGUGCACUAGUAGAAUGACUAGGGCAAACUAGUAGAACAUCUGUCUUACUAGUAACAUUUUUUCCUCUCCUAAUGCCAAUUUUGGCCUACUAGUACGCAAUUGAACCUCACUAGAAAACUAUGGGAAGCUCUUUAAGCAUUUAUUCGAUAUCCUUGAUAUCCAGCUUAAGGUCCAUUUACUAGUAAGUCAAAUCAGUGCAUUAGUGCAAUGACUGUCAAACUAGUAAAAAUGUUCCUCUACUAGUGCCAAUUUGGAGCUACUUGUACACAAUUCAACCUUACUAGUAAACUAUGUAAAGCCACUAGAGCAUUUAUUCAAAAGCUUUGAUAUCCAGCUUAUAGUCCAUGUACUAGAAAGACAAUUCAGCGCGCUAGUGGAGCAACUGUCUUACUUUUAACGUGUCCCCCCCCACUACCGUAUCAUGUUCCUGCACACUAGUAGGACCACUACAUGUAGUGUGGUCCUACUAGUGUGCAGGAACAUUGUCUUACUAGUCAGGACAAAGAGCACACUAGUUGAUGGACCUUGAAUGUUGAUUGAGCAUUGAUUCAAUAUCCUUGAUAUACAUCAUAUGGUUUAGUACUAGUUAGAAAAUGCUACCUGUAAGACACAGUUGUUCUGCAAGUACUAGUGCGCUCAAGUCAUUCUGCUAGUGCAUUCAAUUGUCUAGUAGUCCGGAAAAAGAGCUUACUAGUACUUUUGACCUAAAGCUGGAUAUCAAUGUUAUGGAAUAAAUGCCCCAAGGGCUUUCCUUAGUAGUUUCACUUCCUUCCUUGAUGUUUUGGGAACGGGAGGGGAAGGGGUGCGCUUGUUAACUUCACCCUCUGCCUUUUUAUUUUAUUUUUUUUUGAGGGGGGGGGGAACUAAUCUUGAUACUUAUGCGAAAUUUAUUUUAUUAUCAUUUGGGGAGGAGGUCAAAGGGUUCCGACAAGGGAAGAGUUCUCACACGAUUGCCGAUGUUUGUGUAUUAGAUUAUAGUUAUAUACUGAGGCGGGUGGCACGGUCGGGUGAGAUCUAAGGAGGUGUCGUUCAACCACAAAUGAAUUUGCAUAUUUGCCCACAAUUCCCUUUUGUUGCUGGAUAAGGUGACCAAUUUCUUUUCCCUUUCUUGCUUUCCCAAAGUAGAGGGUGCCGUCAGGACACUGUAAAUAUUUUUCUUUCUUUUCAGAGUGAGAAAUGGUUUAAAAAAAGAGAGAGAGAGAGAAAGUUUCGCCCAAUCAGAAUUGGCGUCAUCCAUUUAACCAAUCCACACAAAAUGUCGCCAUGUUUGUUCCUGGUUUGGACGGUUGCUGUGGUAAUGGUCUUGUGUGUCCUCAGCACCAUCUUCUCUCUUUUACUCUUUCCACUUCCUCUAAUCCCUCCAUCCUCACCUAUCUUCAAUAACAAAACAGAAAAAUCACCCAAAAGGAAAUGAAAAAUAAUCUAUGCAAUAUUAAUGAGAUGAUUUGAGGAUAAAAAGUCUAAAUUGAUGGAAGACGUUUUGUUUUUGCGAAGGGAGGGCACACAGAGAGACUCCAGGACCAAAAGGUUCUCUCCCUCUCUUCUCGCUUUUUCUUUCUUUUUUGCCACCUGGCAGGAGAAUAAUUUGCUCUGGAAAUUGUGACCCCCCCCCCAUUAUUUUAUUUUUUUUGUACUCUUUAAUAAUAAUAAGGAACCUUAUCUGCUGUACUGGAAACUGCAAAAGGCCUUUUUUCUGUCUAACCAUGAUGACGACGACGAUGAUGAGUGACGCUCACCAAGCACACAUAAAAGUUUCCUUACAAAAAUG
This is a messenger RNA of Phyllopteryx taeniolatus (common seadragon), 5624 nucleotides long. RefSeq names its product actinin, alpha 4 (gene actn4). The transcript is spliced from 23 exons. Lineage: Eukaryota; Metazoa; Chordata; Actinopteri; Syngnathiformes; Syngnathidae. The record is from RefSeq and is a predicted model, not a curated record. Gene Ontology annotation, cellular component: cortical actin cytoskeleton; plasma membrane; cell junction. Gene Ontology annotation, biological process: actin cytoskeleton organization; muscle cell development. The coding region runs from base 343 to 3108 and encodes 921 amino acids. Gene Ontology annotation, molecular function: calcium ion binding; actin filament binding.